ACAGUUUUUCCGCUGCGGCCACGCGGCCAUCAAAGCCGACGACGUCUCGGCGUUUUUGUUGUCCCCACUCCCCUCCCUCUCCUCCUCUCCCGUCUUCGCGAGACUCGUUCUCCCCCACCUCCCUUCUCUCUCUCUCUCUCUCUCUCUCUCUGGGCUUCGGAGCGUCUCCUGUCGUCGAUCAUCAUGACGUCGGGUUGGGAGAAUGUGGGAAGAGACAGAAGAAUAGUGGUUUCUGAAAGCUCGGAGAAGGGCCGGCCGCUGCCCAAAUUUGGAGAUUGGGAUGUGAACAAUCCUGCCUCGGCUGAAGGGUUCACUGUUAUAUUCAACAAAGCUCGAGAUGAAAAGAAGACAAGUGGUAAUCCGGGGGUCGCAAACUCUCCAAGGAGAAACAAUAUGGGUGGUUUAAAACCAGAUGAGACCUACCAAUAUCCAAGAAAGAGUAAAAAGUGGUUUUGCUGUGGUUGAAUACUGCUGCUGGAGGCCCGAGGAAUUUGGUGCUCAUCAUGUAGGGAUGCUAUGAUAUAAAGAGCCUUCUUUGUUGGCAAGCUGCUUCCCUUUGUGUUGCUACCCAUUUCCUGUGGUCCUCAUGUAUCUGUCUUAUAUGGAGCAAAAAGAAAGAAACAUAGUGGACGGACAACCUUAUAUUUAUUCUUGAAUUUUUCUAUAUAUUUGUGUGUUGGUGAGGCCUGACUUGAUUGUUUACCUCUUUUUCUAUGUUUCUUGGUGUGAGAGUUGUUAGAACGGUAAUUCGCUUUAGCUGGUAACAAGACCAUAUAUAAGAUAUAUUUAUUAUAAAAUUUUCCAUGCUGUUUUCAUCA
Elaeis guineensis (African oil palm) is the source of this 818-nucleotide messenger RNA. Lineage: Eukaryota; Viridiplantae; Streptophyta; Magnoliopsida; Arecales; Arecaceae. The record is from RefSeq and is a predicted model, not a curated record.